AUGGGGAGGAUUUUGAGAGAUCCUACUUGGAUGGCUGCAUUUGUUGAGGAUAGGAUCUGUGGUGGGAAGCAAGGAAGGAUGUUGGCAAGAGAAAUGAAAGGAGAAAACCACACUAGACACGUAACAUGGAGGAAUAGAAGAUUAGAGAACCAACUGACCCAAAAUCAAAAUACGUUGAUGGAAAUGCAAAGGUUGCUCGACACAGUGAUUGCUGUAAGAAUGCAACAAGAUACCCACAUCAUGGAAGAUGAUCUUAAAGAUCAAGCGACCCUUAUAAAGGUGGGAGUCACUGAAGAGGUAUGGCGAUUAACAGAAGAUUAG
Messenger RNA from Lactuca saligna, 321 nucleotides. NCBI's taxonomy places the organism in Eukaryota, Viridiplantae, Streptophyta, Magnoliopsida, Asterales, Asteraceae. The record is from the annotation of a GenBank genome assembly.